CCUUGACCAGGAGGACUGUCCCAGCUGAGCCCAGGAUUCACCUGCAGACCUGUUUGAAGGAUUUCUCUACAGACUGCCACAGCUCUAAAUUCCCGGUGGUACCUGUCUGACCUCCAGACGUUGUAAGAUGCCGCUGUCGCGUUCCCUGUCCAUGACGUCCCUGAGUGGGGUGCUGCCGGCCUGGGAGGAAGACGAGCUGCCUGUGGAGGACCUGCUGCUUUUCGAGGUGGCCUGGGAGGUCACCAACAAAGUUGGAGGAAUCUACACAGUGAUCCAGACCAAAGCCAAGAUCACGGUGGAUGAAUGGGGGGAGAACUACUACAUGAUGGGGCCCUACUUCGAAAAGAACUUUAAGACCCAGGUGGAGGGCUGCGAGCCACCAAACCCCGCCAUCAGGAAGGCCAUGGACGCUCUAAUCCACAACGGCUGCCAGGUUCAUUUUGGCCGCUGGCUGAUCGAAGGCAGUCCAUUUGUGAUCCUGUUUGACAUCGGCUCUGCAGCCUGGAACCUAGACCGCUGGAAGGGGGACCUGUGGGAGACCUGCAAGAUAGGCCUACCUUACCACGACCGAGAGGCCAACGACUCGCUCAUCCUGGGCUCCCUGAUCGCCUGGUUCUUCAAAGAGUUAACAGACGAGCUGGGAGAUAAGCCUAAUGUCAUUGCUCAUUUCCAUGAGUGGCAGGCGGGUCCAGGCGUUAUUCUGUCUCGCUCCCACAAGAUCCCCAUGGCAACGGUUUUCACUACACACGCCACCCUGCUCGGACGAUAUCUCUGCGCUGGAAAUGCUGACUUUUACAACAACCUGGAAAAGUUCGACAUUGACAAGGAGGCGGGAGAGAGGCAGAUCUACCAUCGUUACUGCCUGGAGAGAGCAGCGGUACACUGCGCUCACGUCUUCACCACAGUUUCCCAGAUCACCGCCGUGGAAGCCAGCCACAUGCUGCACAGGACGCCAGAUGUGGUAACACCGAACGGGCUGAAUGUGAAGAAGUUCUCAGCCAUGCAUGAGUUUCAGAACCUGCACUCCACCAGCAAGGCCCGCAUCCAGGAGUUUGUCAGAGGACACUUCUAUGGUCAUCUGGAUUUCAACCUGGAGAAAACCCUCUUCUUCUUCAUCGCCGGACGCUAUGAGUUUUCCAAUAAGGGAGCUGAUAUUUUCCUUGAAUCACUGUCCAGACUCAACUACCUACUGCAGGUCCACAGAAAUGAUAUGACAGUGGUAGUGUUCUUCAUCAUGCCAGCUAAAACCAACAACUUCAACGUGGAGUCACUGAAGGGACAGGCAGUACGCAAGCAGCUCUGGGAUACAGCUCACACUGUGAAGGAGAAGUUUGGUAAUAGGCUGUAUGAUGCGCUGUUAAAAGGGACGAUCCCUGACAUGGACUCCAUUCUGGAUCGAGACGACUUCACCAUUAUGAAGAGAGCCAUCUUUGCCACUCAGAGACACAGCCUCCCUCCAGUGACCACUCACAACAUGCUGGACGACUCAACAGAUCCCAUCCUUUCCAACAUCAGACGCAUCGGCCUCUUUAACUCCAGGAAGGACCGCGUCAAGAUCAUCUUCCACCCUGAGUUCCUGUCCUCCACCAGUCCUCUGCUGCCAAUGGACUAUGAGGACUUUGUUCGUGGCUGUAACCUUGGAGUGUUCCCCUCCUACUAUGAGCCAUGGGGAUACACACCUGGUAACCAAGCACGCAUUCAUCUACACACACUGAUGCUUCAUCUUCCUGAAGUAUAGUGGCACACACAUCUCUACAGCAGUCACUACUAGGCGGACCCGGACGUAUAACUGAUGGAUAAUUGAGAAUUAUACAUUUUGGUGGAGCGCUUCUAUUUUAACCUGCACAGCUUUUCUAGCCUUUACGGUACUCGGUCAGCAGUUACAUAGGUUGUAUGUAAAAGUUCACUCCAGCCACACUUUCAUUUCCGUUCAUUUUCCUAAAAUCAAGCACUUUCUUUGAAGAUGCAAGUUUUUCAAAAAAAAUCUUUUGUGUAUUUUAUUUUUA
Anarrhichthys ocellatus (wolf-eel) is the source of this 2006-nucleotide messenger RNA. RefSeq names its product glycogen synthase 2 (gene gys2). Gene Ontology annotation, molecular function: alpha-1,4-glucan glucosyltransferase (UDP-glucose donor) activity. Gene Ontology annotation, biological process: glycogen biosynthetic process. The record is from RefSeq and is a predicted model, not a curated record. The transcript is spliced from 12 exons. Gene Ontology annotation, cellular component: cytoplasm. Bases 128 to 1738 code for a protein of 536 amino acids. NCBI's taxonomy places the organism in Eukaryota, Metazoa, Chordata, Actinopteri, Perciformes, Anarhichadidae.